AUGAUCGGCCAUAUACUUCUAACAGCACUUGUGAUCUCAGUCGUUGACAGUACAUCUGUACACCAGAACCAUCUGUCGAAAGACGCUGAACUUCGUCAUUCUUCUGGUCAAGAUGUUGACGACAAACAUGUCGGUGAACGGACUAUGUUCGUCG
Trichobilharzia szidati is the source of this 154-nucleotide messenger RNA. The record is from the annotation of a GenBank genome assembly. Lineage: Eukaryota; Metazoa; Platyhelminthes; Trematoda; Strigeidida; Schistosomatidae.